AUGGCCUCAGGGACUGGAGGGAGCUGGGGUCGUCCCCCCGCACAGACUGUAGCCCCGACGCCCUGGGUGACCAUUCUGCAGCCCCUCCUGUGGGCCAUCCCACCUCCGUCCCCACAGCCGAGCCGCGUGAAGGAAGACCUGCUGGAACUGAUGCUGCUGCAGAACGCGCAGACGCACCAGCUGCUUCUGAGUGGCCAGGUGGCAGCGGCGCUCAACAAGGGGCUUGCCUGGUCUGGCCCGCAGGUCUACCUGGAGGGUCAACAGGAGGCAGCGUAUGAAGAGGAGGAGGAGACCGAAGCCCAGGAGGAGGGGCCUUUGGUGUUCCACCACCACUACCUGCCCUGCCUGAUGCCUGCUCUGGGCCCCCUGCUCCCCUGGCCGGCCCCUCUCCUUUCCCCUCCCCUACCGCAGCCCCACUUGCAGCCCUUGGCCAGGGUUCAGCACCACCCUCCUACCUCUGGGAAAAGGGGGGCGAGAGCCGUGCCGCCGCCCCCACCCCCCAGCGCCGCAGGGACUGUGGGUGUGGAUGUACCCCCAGCUUCAGACUAUUAUGAUGCCGAGAGCCUCCCGUGAGGACAGACAUCAGCCCCAGGACCCACGCCAGCUUCAUCGCAGGGCUGGAAAUAGCCCCAGAGCCCCUGUGUGCCCCGCUACUGCUUUUCCAACCCUGCACCUAUGCCUGGCAGCCCUUCUUACCCCCUCAGCCCCAAGUAGGCCCUCUCCCCGAGGUCAGUCAGUUCCCCU
Molecule: messenger RNA, 744 nt
Organism: Balaenoptera acutorostrata (minke whale)
Lineage: Eukaryota; Metazoa; Chordata; Mammalia; Artiodactyla; Balaenopteridae
Gene: PRR29
Product: proline rich 29
Exons: 6
Coding region: 1-573 (190 amino acids)
Source: RefSeq, a predicted model, not a curated record